CCCUUAUUCAAGUGUUGGCCGUUGGGUUCUUGAAGUCGCCUUGCUCCCAUCAGCCAUUUCUCAACCCCAAAUCCCCUCGCCCAACCCAACCUAACCUCGACUCAGUUCUAGCCAUGGGGAUGGGUCGAAAACAAAGAGAAGUUGAAGCCUGUGAAUCCCCCAUCGACCCUGAUCUCAAGGCCGAGAAGAAGAAAAAGAAGUUCAAAGACCUCAGUAUCGAAGAACAGAAUAACCAUGUGCCCAAGAGAAGUCUUGAAGUGAUUAAAUCCGAGGAAGGUUCUGAUUCCAAGGAGUUAAACAAGAAGAAGAAGAAAAAGAAGAAUAAGCACAAGAAUAUGGAUGAUAAUGAGAAUGAGAAACAAACCGAAGAUGAGGAGAAGCCAGAGAGAAACAUCGUUAACGGCAGUGGUGAAGUAGUUGAUUCGGCUAAAGAUGAGAUUGUUUUGGUGACUGGGAAGGACGCGGAAGAAGCCAAAUACGCUCCUUUGAAAUCCUUUAAGGAGUCGAAGCUGCCGAGUGAUGUUCUUCAGUGCUGCCAGAAUUUCGACAGUCCUUCUCCGAUACAGUCUCGGGCAUGGCCUUUUCUAUUAGACGGUCGUGAUUUUAUCGGGAUUGCUGCAACUGGGUCAGGUAAGACUUUGGCAUUUGGGGUACCGGCAAUAAUGCAUAUUAUGAAGAAGCGGGACGGCAAGUUCUUAAGAGGGAGGACUCCGCUUUGCCUAGUAAUGUCACCUACGAGGGAGUUAGCUCAGCAAAUUUCAGAUGUUUUAUGUGACGCGGGGAAGCCCUGUGGUGUAGUUGCAGUUUGCUUGUAUGGAGGGACAUCCAAAGAGCGUCAAAUAACUGCUUUGAAGUCUGGUGUUGAUAUUGUCAUUGGAACUCCUGGUCGUUUAAAGGAUCUGAUUGAGAUGGGUUUCUGCUGUCUUGAGGAAGUAACUUUUGGGGUCCUUGAUGAAGCAGAUAGAAUGCUCGAUAUGGGAUUUGAACCAGAAGUUCGCUACAUCUUGAGCCAGACAUGUUCAGUUCGCCAAAUGGUGAUGUUCAGCGCUACAUGGCCCUUUUUAGUUCAUCAAUUAGCUCAGGAAUUCAUGGAUCCAAAUCCGGUUAAGGUUGUUGUAGGUUCAGAGGAUUUAUCUGCAAACCAUGAUGUUAUGCAGAUAGUUGAGGUUCUGGAUGAACGAUCACGUGAUGCACGUCUGAUUGCUUUGCUGGAGAAAUACCACAAAUCCCAAAGCAACAGAGUGUUGGUAUUUGUCUUGUACAAACUAGAAGCAACUCGGGUUGAACAUAUGCUGCAAAAAGGGGGUUGGAAAGCUGUUUCUAUACAUGGAAACAAAGCACAGACUGAACGUACAAAGGCACUAUCAUUAUUCAAGAAUGGAGCCUGUCCAUUGAUGGUAGCAACAGAUGUGGCAGCUCGAGGAUUAGAUAUUCCAGAUGUUGAAGUAGUUAUCAACUAUAGUUUUCCUCUGACCACAGAAGAUUACGUCCACCGCAUAGGGCGGACUGGACGAGCUGGUAAGAAAGGUGUUGCUCACACAUUUUUCACCCAGCAAAACAAGGGACUAGCCGGAGAACUGGUGAAUGUUCUCAAAGAAGCUGGGCAAAUUGUACCAGUUUCCCUGUUAAAGUUUGGCACUCACGUGAAGAAAAAGGAGUCAAAGCUUUAUGGAGCUCACUUCAAGGAAAUUCCAGUGGGUGCUGCCAAGGCCAAAAAGAUUACAUUUAACAACUCUGACGAUGAAGAUUGAAAUAUUGAUUCAUUGAAACUCAUUGGCUUAGUAGGAAAAUAGCCUAAAGAAUAUAGAGAUAUCCUAGUUGCAAUUAGCCUUCAUAAGUUCAUGUUUUCUCCCAUUUAUAUAAAAUUUGCAAUAUUAUAUUUGAGGAGCUCUUGAACUCAGCUUUAUCAAAGUUUUGGGUACGAAUUUUGGGCUGGCAAAUGCAGUGUAUUGUUUCCUAUUUUUUGUUUUUUCAAAUUUUUCUAUCUUAAUUGGAACCGUUACAUUUGGUGA
Molecule: messenger RNA, 2012 nt
Organism: Humulus lupulus (European hop)
Lineage: Eukaryota; Viridiplantae; Streptophyta; Magnoliopsida; Rosales; Cannabaceae
Product: DEAD-box ATP-dependent RNA helicase 5
Exons: 13
Coding region: 114-1751 (545 amino acids)
Biological process (GO): rRNA processing
Cellular component (GO): nucleolus
Molecular function (GO): ATP binding; RNA binding; RNA helicase activity
Source: RefSeq, a predicted model, not a curated record